Messenger RNA from Eucalyptus grandis, 1124 nucleotides. RefSeq names its product F-box protein PP2-B15. Bases 218 to 1030 code for a protein of 270 amino acids. The record is from RefSeq and is a predicted model, not a curated record. Gene Ontology annotation, molecular function: protein binding. The transcript has 3 exons. Lineage: Eukaryota; Viridiplantae; Streptophyta; Magnoliopsida; Myrtales; Myrtaceae.
CAUGGUAAUUUCCUAAUACAUGCAGCUUUGGAUCGAUCCAGCGAUGAUGUGGAUUGGAUCUAGCAGUUUCUGAUUACGUCAGGGCAUUCUCCUUACCUGAUAAACAGGAGAGAAUAUCCGCGGUCGGCAUUUUGUUCGCCUCGACUUGCUGGACAUUGAUAGCCAGAAAGGUGUACUUACACAUCUUACGCUUUUGGAAUCGUCGCACGUCGACACGAUGGACUCAUUGCCAGAACACUGCAUCUCUGUGAUUCUCGCCCUCACAUCCCCUGAAGACGUAUGCAGGCUCGCUCAAGUGUCGCGCACUUUCCGAUCAGCUGCUCAGUCCGACGUCAUCUGGGAAGGCUUCUUGCCGCCUGACUGCAAAACCCUGCUCGCAAGGUUGGUGAGGCCCCUCAAGUUCAGUUCCAAGAAGGAGCUCUACCUCAGCUUGUGCCAACCUCAGCUCGUUGACUCCGGGAGAAAGAGCUUCAAGCUGGAGAAAUUGUCUGGGAAGAUAUCGUAUGUGCUGUCUGCAAGAGAGCUUUCCAUAGCAUGGAGCGAUGUCCCCACGCACUGGACCUGGAAAUUUGUGCCCGAUUCGAGAUUUCAGGAAGUGGCGGAGCUCAGAACAACACAUUGGCUGGAGAUCGAAGGCCGAAUGCCCACCGCAAUGCUAUCCCAAAACACUCUCUAUGAAGCCUAUCUCAUCAUGAAAAUCUCUCACCGUGCAUACGGGCUAGAUGUGAUGCCAUCACAAGCAUCAAUCGAGUUGAAAAACCAGGUAGUGUUCACAAGCACAGCAAUUCUGCAGCAAGGCCAUCAAGAAAGCAGAAACAAGCAAGAACCGGGGGUUGAAGGUGAAGAGAAAGUCCCGAUGGAAAGAGAAGAUGGGUGGAUGGAGGUUGAGCUUGGAGAGUUCUUCAAUGGCGGAUAUGGCGGAGAUCAUCAUGAGGUGGUGAAGGUGAGCUUCAAGGAGGUGAAGGGUUAUCAACUGAAGGGAGGGCUUGUCAUUGAAGGCCUUGAAGUGAGGCCUAAAAGAAUUGUGUGAAAAGAUCAUCGAUAAUUGCAAGGAUCAUUAGGGUUCUUGUUUAUUGUAAAUCUGGUAUUCUUUUUAAAAAAAAUUCUAGGCGUCUUAUUGUUCA